CUUUCAGUGGAUCCGCGAACGUUUCCCUUCAUUGAAAGGCCGGAGGAGGAGAAACUCAAUGAAGCACUGAAUAUACUCAAGUUCCAGGGCGUGCUAUAUCCGGACCGCGAUAAUCAGCUUACUGCUUUGGGAAGUACGAUCGCCAAACUACCAGUAGACGUAGCUAUAGCGAAGAUGCUCGUUUUGGGUUGUGUGGUAGAUCACGUAGAGGUGAUCCUCACAGUUGCAGCCGGUUUGUCUGUACAAAGUCCUUUCACCAAUCGAUCUUAUCGAGAACUCGAAGUGGUUCAGAGAAGAGAAGGUUUGACAAAUUCUAUGGGUGAUCCCUUCACGCUUAUAGAGAUAUUCAGGUCUGUUUCUCUUCGAGUUACCUUUACAUACGUCGGUUUUGGACCCCUUGCCAUCUGUUACUGUGGCGACCAAAUACUUUAUAGAGAAUGGAUGCUGCAGAAAUGUACUGUUGGCAAGGCUCGUCGGUGGGCGCUAGAAAAUGGCAUCGAUGAACAUAGAAUGUACGAAAUCAGCAAGCUGAGGUUCCAAUACAGGCAGAUUCUCGAAGACGCUGGGCUGAUUGAGAGGCCCGAUGCGCAUGAGCUGGGAGAAGAUGACUCACGUCAAAGAAGAAUUGACCAAGGAGAUAAGAAGAAGCUGCUUGACAUGAAGCGUGAAGCCAGAAACCAGGAGAAGACAAGGAAAGUGUUGCGUGCGGACAAGCAUUUCGAUUCGAUCCUCAAUGACGUAGAGGAGGAAGAUCUUGGUAGUUUAUCUCAAUGUAUAGUUGCAAUUGAGGCAUGGCAGUGGGAAACACUUGAACCUCAUGCUGAUAGCGAAGGGCGGUCAGUGCGCCACAAAAUCUUGUUUUAUGGGCUGCUGUUGGAAACUACAAAACCGUAUAUUUGCAAUGUUCUUCCUCUACCUGCACUCAAUCUCUUAUUAUUCGCGAAGAAGGUAAUUUGUGACGACUGGAAAUCAGUCUUGGUGGACGAAUUUGUGGAGAUGACUUUCAGUCGCGAAUCCCAUUGCAAGGAGAUAUUGCAGAUCACAAUACAGAUAAGGAUGGAGUUGAAUAGAGGCAAGUGUUUGCAAAGAAAGUUAUAUGGCCAGGACUUUAGCGCUCGUGUACUUACCGAUUUGAUUAAUCGGCUUGCAUACCAGCUCUGUGAAGGAGAUAUCGAAAUAUCAGAUCGAGAGCUUGAAAUGGAAGACCCAGUAAUAGAUCAGUCGGUAAAGGUUGAAACAGUAGAGGAUGAACAUGGUGCGGAAAGUGCGGAAGGAACGAAGACGACACGCUCAUCUGCAAUGGAUUUGCUGUCUGUUAGUGACGAGGCUGUCAAAAAGGAGAGGAAACCGACGUAUUACGAACUGUUGCAACAACGAAUGCGAGAACGUGAAGCCACAGUAGGAGACGAGCAAGCACAGGAAAAAACCUCGAUUGGAUUGAUCUCUUGGGAAUAA
Ostertagia ostertagi is the source of this 1455-nucleotide messenger RNA. NCBI's taxonomy places the organism in Eukaryota, Metazoa, Nematoda, Chromadorea, Rhabditida, Trichostrongylidae. The record is from the annotation of a GenBank genome assembly.